Messenger RNA from Hibiscus syriacus, 3414 nucleotides. Its product is annotated as LRR receptor-like serine/threonine-protein kinase GHR1. Lineage: Eukaryota; Viridiplantae; Streptophyta; Magnoliopsida; Malvales; Malvaceae. The record is from RefSeq and is a predicted model, not a curated record. Gene Ontology annotation, biological process: protein phosphorylation. The coding region runs from base 55 to 3225 and encodes 1056 amino acids. Gene Ontology annotation, molecular function: protein kinase activity; protein binding; ATP binding. The transcript is spliced from 3 exons.
UUGUUGUAUGAGAACCUCUGUGUUUAAGUUACUUGGGAAUUUGAUAGGAGUGAUAUGAAGCUCUUUAGUUUUUUAGUGCUGUACCUGUACUUCCUUUCUGCCAUGGGGCAACUUCCCUCACAGGACAUUCUGGCAUUGCUCGAAUUCAAGAAGGGUAUUAAACAUGACCCUACAGGUUAUGUCCUCAAUUCGUGGAACGAGGAGUCGAUCGAUUUCAAUGGCUGCCCUUCUUCAUGGAAUGGGAUUGUCUGUAAUGGUGGGAAUGUUGCUGGUGUUAUCCUCGAUAACUUAGGUCUCUCUGUCAACGCAGACUUGAGUGUUUUCUUGAACCUCACGAAGCUUGUGAAACUCUCCUUGUCAAACAACUCUAUUGCUGGUGUCAUUCCCCACAAUAUCGGUGCCUUCAAAAGUCUCGAGUUCUUUGAUUUGUCGGAUAAUCUCUUUUCUUCAGCAUUACCACUGGGCAUUGGUAAGCUAGAGAGCUUAAGGAAUCUAUCACUCGCCGGCAAUAACUUCUCAGGCUCUAUUCCCGACACGAUUUCAGAGCUUGCUUCAAUCCUAUAUUUGGACUUGAGUCGCAAUUCCCUGUCCGGUAUGCUGCCGACUUCAUUAACUGAACUGAAUGGGUUGCUGUAUCUAAAUCUGUCCUUCAACCAGUUUACCAAGAGCAUACCGAAAGGGUUUGAGCUUGUUUCCGGUCUUCAGGUGCUUGACUUGCAAGGGAAUAUGCUAGACGGCAGCUUUUCUGGGGAAUUUUUCCUUCUAUCGAAUGCCAGCCACGUUGAUUUCAGUAUGAAUAUGCUGCGGAGCUCUAGUCCACAGAAAUUGCUACCUGGCAUUUCCGAGAGUAUCCAAUUUUUAAACCUUAGCCACAACCAACUUACCGGAUCAUUGGUUGGGGAAGCUGAGCUUCAGUUGUUCGGAAAUUUGAAAGUGUUGGACCUAAGCUACAAUCAACUGUCCGGAGAAUUGCCUGGAUUUAACUUUGCAUAUGAUCUUCAAGUCCUCAAGCUCAGCAACAACAGAUUUACAGGUUUCAUUCCUAAUGUCCUGCUGAAAGCAGAUUCUCUUCUUUUAACCGAGCUCGAUUUAAGCGGGAACAAUCUCACAGGGCCAAUAUCCAUGAUCAUGUCGACAAAUUUACAGAUACUCAAUCUUUCUUCAAACGGGAUCACAGGGGAACUUCCGUUACUAAGUGGAAGUUGUGCUGUACUAGAUCUAUCAAAUAACAAAUUAGAAGGAAAUUUAACCCGUAUAUUGAAAUGGGGGAACAUUGAAUUCCUUGAUCUUAGCCAGAAUCGUUUGACAGGGUUGAUUCCGGAGUUAACCCCUCAAUUUUUGCGAUUAAAUCAUCUCAACCUUUCGCAUAACUCCCUUACUAGCUCUCUACCUAAAGUGAUACUGCAGUACCCAAAGCUUAGAGUCCUAGAUCUCAGUUUCAACCAGUUAGAUGGACCUUUUAUUAAUGACCUACUGAACUUGGAUACUUUGGAAGAACUUCAUCUUGGGAGCAAUUUGUUUACUGGUGCUAUUAGGUUUUCUCCUUCGAGUAAAUCCGACCUCCACAUUCUUGAUCUCUCUCAUAAUCAGCUUAGCGGUUAUUUUCCCGACCAGUUUGGGUCAUUGGCUGGACUUCAAGCGCUCAAUCUUGCAGGCAAUAACUUAGCAGGUUCUCUGCCUACUUCCUUGUCUGACAUGAACUCCCUAAGGUCAUUAGAUAUAUCCCAGAAUAAUUUUACUGGAUCUUUACCGAAUAAGGUCCCUAACGGCCUUCAAAGCUUUAAUGUUUCCUACAAUGAUCUCUCUGGAGUUGUCCCGGAAAGCCUGAGGAAAUUCCCUACUUCCUCCUUCUACCCUGGAAAUUCUAAGUUGCAUUUGCCAAGCAGUCCUGGACCGAACAGUGGCCCCGCUGAAUCAAACAAGAAGCCAAUCAACACAAUUGUGAAAUGGGUGAUUGUGGUUUCAUGUGUUGUUGCGCUUAUCAUUCUCAUCUUGCUUGCUAUAUUCAUAAAUUACGUCCGUUUAUCUCAGAGAACUCCAAAUCACGUUACAAGUAAAGAUGUUGGCAAGCAAGCACCGAGAAACCCUUCUAGCCUUGUCAGAGCCGAGAGUGGGGGUGCUACUGUUGUUUCGGCGGUUGAUGUCGUGUCUUCUCGUAAAGGAUCAUCAUCUGAAAUUAUCAGUCCUGGUGAAAAAAUGGCAGCAGUGCCUGGCUACUCUCCUUCAAAGACCAGCCAUUUAUCUCGGUCACCAGAGUCUGGAGAUUCAUUUACUGCCGAGCACCUUGCAAGACUGGAUGUUAGAUCACCGGAUCGACUUAUCGGUGAGCUGCAUUUUCUUGAUGAGACAAUCACAUUGACACCUGAGGAACUGUCACGGGCUCCAGCAGAAGUUUUGGGAAGGAGCAGUCACGGGACUUCGUACAGGGCAACACUGGAUAAUGGAGUAUUCUUGACUGUGAAGUGGCUUCGAGAAGGGGUGGCAAAACAGAGAAAAGAAUUCGCUAAGGAGGCGAAGAAAUUCACAAAUAUUCGGCAUCCAAAUGUGGUUGGUUUGAGAGGGUACUAUUGGGGCCCUACACAACACGAGAAGCUGAUUCUUUCGGAUUAUAUUUCACCUGGAAGUCUUGCAAGCUUUCUUUAUGACCGACCAGGAAGAAAAGGUCCACCUUUGUCAUGGGAACAGAGGCUGAAAAUAGCAGUUGAUGUGGCACGUGGUCUAAACUAUCUCCAUUUCGACCGAGCCGUGCCACACGGUAACUUAAAAGCGUCAAACAUACUAUUAGACGGGCCUGAUCUUAAUUCCCGUGUAGCCGAUUACUGUCUACAUCGUCUCAUGACACAAGCCGGAACUAUGGAACAGAUCUUGGAUGCUGGCCUCUUGGGAUAUCGAGCGCCGGAGUUGGCUGAUACCAAGAAACCAUUGCUUUCCUUCAAGUCUGAUGUGUUUGCUUUUGGAGUGAUUUUGUUGGAACUUCAAACGGGAAAAUGUGCUGGUGAUAUGAUUCCGGGGGAAGAAGGGAUGGGUUUGAUAGAUUGGAUUCGGUUGAAGGUAGCAGAAGGCAAUGGCUCGGAUUGUUUUGACUCGGCAUUGGCUCAAGAGAUGGGGAACCCGGCUGCUGAGAAGGGAAUGAAAGAGGUCCUUGGAAUAGGAUUGAGAUGCGUUCGACCCCUUUCGGAGAGGCCAGGUAUCAAGACCAUAUAUGAAGAUCUUUCUUCCAUAUGAAUCUUUCGUGUUGUUUAUGUCAGGAUUCGGAUCCUUAGGGACUGACUGGAUUCAAAUGUUCAGGGAAUUUAAUCUCUCGUUGGCCUCCCUGUUUUGAGUCGUUUUUGUAUUUGGCUUAAUUAUCUCUUCACAACUUGUUGUAAAAUGAAGCACAUUAUGGAAUGAAUGGAAGAGUUUCAGAUUUAGCUU